UGGUGUCAUGUUGUUGUGAUGUUAGUGUGUCUGUGGCUGAGCCCCGUCUGGGCCGACAGCUGCCCGCCACAGGCCGGAUGCUUGUGCGCCGCCGACAUCCUCAGCUGCACCGCCCUGGGCCUGCAGCAGGUACCGGCAGAAAUGCCCAUCUUCGCCGUCACUCUGGAUCUCAGCCACAACCGGAUGGUGCAGCUGGAGGCCGGCAGCUUCACUGGACUGAAUCGGCUGGAGACGCUACGCUUAGCGCACAACCAGCUGAACACCAUCCGCUCGGGGGCGUUCAGGAACUCCUCCGGGACUCUGCUGCGGCACCUGGACCUGUCGUCCAAUCAGCUGCGUGUUCUGGAGCAGCACUACUUCCAGGAGCUGCCCGGAUUGGAGGAGCUGCUGCUGUUCAACAACCGGAUCGUGCACGUGGAGAGCAGAGCUCUUGCCGGGCUGACAAACCUCCGCAAGGCCUACCUCAGUCACAACCGCCUCACCGACUUCCCCUUCUUCUCCAUCCAGAAGCACAGCCAUCCUCACCUGUCCACACUGGAUCUGUCGUCCAACCGCCUGCCCAAGCUGCCCCUGGAGGACAUCUCCAACCUGCCCCUAGCGGUGCAGGAGGGCCUGUACCUGCACAACAACUCCCUGGUGUGUGAGUGCUCCAUGUAUGGCCUGUUCAGGUUCUGGGAGCAGAGGGGCUUCAACUCUGUCAAGUUCUUCCAGCAGGAGCACAUCUGUCUGGUUUACGGACUGCAGAGAGGAACUUUGCGCUUCUUCCAGUCUGGGCGCUACUUUGAAAAAUGCAACCUGACGGCGCUGAAGGAGCCCCUGAAGGAGCAGCAGAGCAGCGUGUCCGUGAAGGCGGGGAAGGCGUUGCUGCUGCACUGCGUCACCUCGCUGUCCGGCCGCAGCGUCACCUUCCUCUGGGUGGCGCCUAACUGGGAGUACGUGGUGCCGCCGGGGAACAACGGAUCUCUGAAGAUGUUCGCCAACGGCAGCCUGGAGAUCGUGGCGGCGCGCGAGCAGGACUCUGGGAUCUACUGGUGCAUGGCCCUGGACCAGCAGCGGCAGCAGAACGAGACCUGGGAGGUGAACGUGACCGUGGUGCUGCAUCACGACGGCGACGGCCAUGAGCCUUUCAACACCGGAUUCACCACCCUGCUGGGCUGCGUGGUGAGCCUAGUGCUGGUCCUCAUGUACCUGUACCUGACGCCCUGCCACUGCCCCCCUUGCCCCAAGGCCCACCCCCCGGCCGCCGCCACAUCGACGCCGGGGAACGAGGCUGGGCCGGGCAGUGCCCAGUCCUCCAUCCUCACCCCAACUCCGCCAGCAACUACCGAGGGCCCGGGCCGCAAGGUCAGUACCAACAAACAUGUGGUCUUUCUGGAGCCAAUCAGCGAGCAGCAGAAUGGCAGACUGAGGGUGGGGCAGGGGUCGGGGCUAACAGUGUCCAGUUUACUGAUCGGUGCCGAGCAGCAGCCGCGACUCCACCGAGCCACUGAGACGGACUCCAUCAUGUCCGUCGUCUCAGACACGCCCAUCAUGUUGCCAUAG
Molecule: messenger RNA, 1542 nt
Organism: Stegastes partitus (bicolor damselfish)
Lineage: Eukaryota; Metazoa; Chordata; Actinopteri; Pomacentridae
Gene: amigo3
Product: adhesion molecule with Ig-like domain 3
Exons: 1
Coding region: 19-1542 (507 amino acids)
Biological process (GO): brain development
Cellular component (GO): membrane
Molecular function (GO): protein binding
Source: RefSeq, a predicted model, not a curated record